Messenger RNA from Rhinocladiella mackenziei CBS 650.93, 396 nucleotides. RefSeq names its product 60S ribosomal protein L32. The transcript is spliced from 2 exons. Bases 1 to 396 code for a protein of 131 amino acids. The record is from RefSeq and is a predicted model, not a curated record. NCBI's taxonomy places the organism in Eukaryota, Fungi, Ascomycota, Eurotiomycetes, Chaetothyriales, Herpotrichiellaceae. Gene Ontology annotation, molecular function: structural constituent of ribosome. Gene Ontology annotation, biological process: translation. Gene Ontology annotation, cellular component: ribosome; cytosolic large ribosomal subunit.
AUGGUCUCCGCAAAGAAGCACGUCGCAAUCGUCAAGAAGCAUCCCAAGAAGUGGCACCGACACCAAUCCGACACAUUCAAAUGUGUUCCUUCAGCAUGGAGAAAGCCAAAGGGUAUCGACAACCGAGUUCGCAGACGGUUCAAGGGUCAGAUGGUCAUGCCAUCGAUUGGUUUCGGGUCAAACAAGAAGACUCGACACAUGAUGCCCUCUGGUCACAAGGCUUUCCUCGUUCACAACCCCCGUGACGUUGAACUUCUCCUUAUGCACAACCGAACCUAUGCCGCCGAAAUCGCAUCUGCUGUUUCCUCCCGAAAACGAAUCGAAAUCGUGGCCAAGGCAAAGGCACUGGGUGUCAAGGUUACCAACCCCAAGGCCAAGAUUACCACCGAGUCAUGA